Molecule: messenger RNA, 336 nt
Organism: Penicillium daleae
Lineage: Eukaryota; Fungi; Ascomycota; Eurotiomycetes; Eurotiales; Aspergillaceae
Exons: 2
Coding region: 1-336 (111 amino acids)
Source: RefSeq, a predicted model, not a curated record
AUGUCAGUCUCAUCCUACCAUUCUUGGGCCCCUUUGCCAAAGUCGCCGCUCGAGUAUCCCACCAACGCUCUGUAUCGAAUUUCAGAAACACAACAGCGCGUAGGUGAUGUCUUCUGCCUGGCACCGGUGGACAAAGAUCACCCGGAGAAUUACGUCCGAUGGCUCAAAUUCCAAAUUCUCCUCUACCGUUUGGAUGGUGACUACGGUCAUAUCAUGAACCCCGGAGACUGCAUUGUCAUUGCUGAGCAGAACCCUUCCACCGCACGACCCGAGGGUCUCCAAAGGCCGAUUACCUAUCAUGGCAAAUUCUCGAACCGGCAAAUUUUCAGCACUUGA